CAAACGCCCAUUGCCAUCAACCCCAGCAGCAGCAGCAGUCAGCAGAGGCAUUGUUACUUGUUAGUUCCGAAAGCACACGUACGUCUCACAUUAGCUAGUUCCAGCCUUCGUCGUCCAGGACACGAGAGGAAACCGCAGCCAUGGCCAACAACCGCACCUACGAGGAGCAUACCCCCGCCGUCGAGUGGAGCCGCUCCGCCGCCGAGGCCGACGCCGUCAAGAUCUCGCUCCCAGGGUUCAAGAGGGAGGACCUCCGCGUGCUGGUGGACAACCACGGCCACCUGCGGACGCGCGGCGAGCGGCACCUCACCGGCAACAGGUGGAUCCGCUUCCAGAACGACUUCGAGCUUCCCGCCAACUGCAACGCCGACGGCAUCCGCGCCAAGUUCGAGAACGAGACGCUCACCAUCACGCUCCCCAAGAAGACCCCCUCGACGCCCAUGCAGCCGCCGCCAAGGAUGCCCACGGCGGCGCCGCCUCCGUUGCAGGGCCAGGGGCAGGGGCUUCCGCCGGCGGCCAGGCCUGCCGCGCCGACCCCGGCGCCGCUGGCUCCAGCUGCUCCUUCCGUGAAGCCGCCCGCCGAGUCCAGAGCGUCGAUGCCGAGGAAGACGUACGAUCCUGUGCCGGCGCCGGCGCCGGAAGUGGAACCGCCUGCAACCACAAAGCCCCAGCCGUCGCUGGGGGCUGUUCAGAGGCUGAAGGAGGAGGAGGAGGAGAGGAAGAGGGAGGAAGAGGGGAAGAUGGCCGAGGACAGGAAGGAGAUGGUGCAUGAGAAGGACACGCAGCAGGAGCAGCAGCCAAUGCUAGCAGAGACGAUGGCGUUGGCGAACCUGAAGCCCAGGCAGGCCUCCGCGAGGCAAGGCAUGCUGGUGAGCGUGGCGGUCGCGGUGGUUGUGCUGCUUGGGUUCACCGUCUACGUGUGGCACAGCCUGAGGAACGCCACGGGAGGCGCCGGCGGCGAGCACGGCCACGGACACCAGCUGUGGACCGGUAGCUACGGCGACGAGAUGUGAGCAAGCUAGCUCGAGGUGUGGCGUGAGUACACAGUACAUCUAAGUGGAAAGGAAGCAAUGCAAGUGUGCGUGUGUAUAUAUAGUUAUACACGCACACGUACAUACACAUAUACUACAUACAUGGGAGGCUCAGUACACGCACUACAUACUCUACUCGUGUUGAUCGUUUAUCAGCUGGCAAUGGCAUGACGGCUUAAUGAGCUUUU
This is a messenger RNA of Zea mays, 1219 nucleotides long. RefSeq lists its product as uncharacterized. Gene Ontology annotation, biological process: cellular response to heat. Bases 141 to 1013 code for a protein of 290 amino acids. The record is from RefSeq and is marked predicted. The transcript has 2 exons. NCBI's taxonomy places the organism in Eukaryota, Viridiplantae, Streptophyta, Magnoliopsida, Poales, Poaceae.